Colletotrichum scovillei is the source of this 1224-nucleotide messenger RNA. RefSeq lists its product as uncharacterized. The coding region runs from base 1 to 1224 and encodes 407 amino acids. The record is from RefSeq and is a predicted model, not a curated record. NCBI's taxonomy places the organism in Eukaryota, Fungi, Ascomycota, Sordariomycetes, Glomerellales, Glomerellaceae. The transcript has 6 exons.
AUGUCGGCUUCGCCAGCGGAGGGAUCAGAUGCGUGGAAGGCCCAGGACAAGGGGCCAACCAUUGUCAUCGUCUGCUGGGUCGUCACGGCAAUCAGUACUAGCUUCGUUAUUGGUCGUAUUUAUGUGAGGGGGAAAAUUAUGAAGAAAUUCCAGAGCGACGACUGGUUCAUCAUCCUAGGGCAGUUCUGCGGUUAUAUCUCAACAGCCCUAUCUACGAUCGCGGUAACCUACGGUAACGGGAGACAUAUGUCACUCUUGUCGAUCGAGCAGCAGGAGGGCGCCAUCCUCUGGACAACAGCGGCCUUCUGCCCUGGCAUCAUGUCCUUUGGACUUCCUAAACUAGCCGUUGUCUCUUUGUUGGUGCGAUUGAUGAAUCCUGACAGAUAUCACAAGUGGUUCUUAUGGUGGAUGGGAAUUUGGUGUCAAUUGACGUUGUUCGUGACGGCCGGUCUCCUCCUCGGGCGUUGUACUCCGGCCAGGUCGUUGUGGGAUUUUUCCGUGAAGGGAACAUGCUUUGACGUAAACAUCCUUGUGGCCUAUUGCAUUUACGCAGGAUCUUUCUCGGCUUUUGUCGAUGUUUAUCUUGCCGUAUAUCCGGCAGUAAUUCUCUUCGGUCUCCAAAUGGCCAUCAAGAAGAAGAUCGCGCUGUCUUGUGCGUUGGGUAUUGGUUCAAUUUCUGGAAUCGUUGCCAUCUACAAGACGACCCGUAUACCAUCUCUCGGAAGCAAAGAUUUCUCAUACGAUACAUCUGACCUGGUGAUCUGGACAGUCGUCGAGGGCAGCACCAUCAUCAUCGCAAGCUCAAUACCGGUCAUGCAGCCCCUUCUCGAGCUCAUCCUCAGGCGCAAUCCCUUCAGCUCGGCCAAGGACUCCAAGCAAACACCUCAAUACUACGAGGACUACAGCUCCCAUAGCAAGUCAAGGUCGCGCGGCGGCGGCAAUAUUGAGCUUGGACAGCGUAAACCAAAGGUGAAGCCCAAAGAUGACUUGGGUCUUACUAUCGUCGAGGGCGAUAGUCAGGAGAAUAUUCUCACGCCGACGACCGACUCGAACCAAGACAUAUCUGCUUCAUCAGAAGCUCCAAACCUCACAUCUGCCCAAAGCGACGCGAAUCAACGCCCAGCUGACGGAAAGAUCAUACGGACUGACUUUGUGAGCAUCACAUACGAGCAACAAGGACCGAUCCACGACACCUCGGCUUCGAGCCGAUGGAAAGCUAUUUGA